Molecule: messenger RNA, 1825 nt
Organism: Cynara cardunculus var. scolymus (artichoke)
Lineage: Eukaryota; Viridiplantae; Streptophyta; Magnoliopsida; Asterales; Asteraceae
Product: glutamic acid-rich protein-like
Exons: 10
Coding region: 199-1608 (469 amino acids)
Cellular component (GO): nucleus
Source: RefSeq, a predicted model, not a curated record
ACGUUGGUUGAGUUGAAAUUUUUUUCAAACUACGAAUAUGAGGAUGGAUUUAUCAAAUCUUUCAACUCUGGAAACCCAACCACGUCUGAUUUAACACCCGUCAACAAGAGUGGAUCGAAUCGGCGUCCAAGACGGUCUUUUGCAUCUCUAGAAAGCAGGGGAAACAGUCAGGUUAAUAGGUAGUUGGAAGUGGGAAGAAUGAAGGAGGAUGAGAGCAUCGAGUCUCGCAUACAGCAAGCUAUGCGCUCCCGCGUUCAACAUUUCAGAGACCAAGCCGAUUCUUUAACUUUUGAGGGAGUUCGAAGAUUACUAGAGAAAGACCUGGUUUUGGAUACAUAUGCGUUGGAUGUACACAAGAGAUAUGUCAAACAAUUGUUGGAGAAGUACUUGAGUGAGACAGAAGAUGAAGAGAAUGUUUCCAAGGGUUCCGAACAAAUCAAGUUAGAACAGGAUAAAGAAGAGGAAGAGAAGCUGAAAGAGCAUAAGGUAACAGACAUUCGCCCUGAAGAUGAAGGCAAAAUUGAAGACUCGCCUGUAAUGGGCCUUUUAUCAGGAAAUGAAUCAGCCAAAUCUGGAUCGGAAACUCAGGCCAAUGCAAAGGACAAUAUACCUACUGUGGACUUGAUAAAGGAGGCACUUUGGAAGAAGGCAACUUAUUUUAAAUCUAAAUCUGAGGAACUUACUGUGGCUGGUGUCCGCCGGCUUUUAGAGGAUGACCUUGAACUCAAAAAAUAUUCUCUUGAUUCCUUUAAGAAACUAAUAAGUAAGCAAUUAGAUGAGGUCUUAAACUCACAAAAUGACACACCAGAUAAGACGGACUCCAGAUCGGAUGCUGAUUCUUCACACAGUGAAAGUCUUGAUAUAGAAGUUAAAGUAAAACCAAAAAAGAAAUUGGCUCCAAAAGGAAAAGUUCAAAUAUCUGAAAAGCCCAAGAAACGUAAAAGACCUGCUAAAGAAACUGAGCGGGCAAGGAAAAAACAGACUAAGCAUGCUGAAGAAACAUCUAAUGAGAAGAACAAUGUGCAAGAUGUUGACGAUGAAUCUAACGCUGAAAAAUCUGAGUCCUCUGCUGAAAAAUCUGUGAAAAAGGACAUGGUAGCUCCAGUAUAUGGAAAGAAAGUGGAACGUCUCAAAUCAAUUAUUAAGUCUUGCGGGAUGAGCGUUGCUCCUACCGUGUAUAAGAAAGCUAAGCAAGUUCCUGAGGACAAACGUGAGGCAUUCUUAGUAAAGGAACUGCAAGAGGUUCUCUCAAGAGAAGGGUUAUCCACAAAACCUACUGAAAAAGAGAUCAAAGAAGUGAAACGGAGAAAGGAAAGAGCAAAGGAGCUGGAAGGCAUCGACACAAGCAACAUCGUUCUUGGUUCACGCAGAAGGUCCACUUCCACUUUCAUCCCCCCACCAAAACCUAAAGAACCUAUUGAGCCUGGUGCUGAUGAUUCAGAAGACAGUGAUAAUGAUGAUGAUGAUGAUUCAGAAGACAGUGAUAAUGAUGAUGGUGAUGAUUCAGAAGACAACAAUAAGGAUGAUGGUGAUGAUCAAGAUGAGGGUGAUAAUGUCCAUGCCAAUCAGAGUGAAGAGAUCCGUGAAGAUGCCGGCGACAGUGACUAGUUCUAUGUUCUUGGGAUGGGCCGCUCUCUUAAACAAGUAAAGAUUAAGAGUAUUGUAAUAUGCAGACAACUGUCAGGUUUCUUUUCUUUAGUGAUACUUAUUUAGUUUUCUAGCUAUUGAUUUAGUUCUAAAGGAAAAAGUGGACUUAAAUAGUUGGGGACAUUAUUUAUGUUAUGUAGUCUAAAAUCUAGUAGCCUAAUUUAUUGGUUUUGCUUUC